Molecule: messenger RNA, 2031 nt
Organism: Cryptosporidium ubiquitum
Lineage: Eukaryota; Apicomplexa; Conoidasida; Eucoccidiorida; Cryptosporidiidae
Product: vacuolar sorting protein
Exons: 1
Coding region: 1-2031 (676 amino acids)
Biological process (GO): endocytic recycling; retrograde transport, endosome to Golgi; Golgi to vacuole transport
Cellular component (GO): GARP complex
Molecular function (GO): syntaxin binding
Source: RefSeq, a predicted model, not a curated record
AUGAAUUAUGGAAAUACUUUAUUAGAAUUAUCUAGUGAUUGGUUUUUGAGUAGCUAUAAUGAUUCAAAAGAUGAUUUAAAAUGCGCAAAAGUAACUUGUGAUUCAGAUCCAUUAACAUUUUUAGCCAAACACAAUGGUAAAGGAAAGUAUUAUCAACUAUUCAAUAAUACAGUUAUGACAUUUGAAAAUGAAAUUGUUGAAUUUGACAACAACAACUCAUUAUUUAACUAUUCUAUUAAUUUACUUUACGAUUUAUUUUUAUUGUUAGAAAGUAAAAUGUCAAUUUAUUCUAUUAAAGUUGAAGCAAUCAAGGAGAAAUUUAUGUUAUUACAAAAUAGCUUGAGGAGAAUGAAGUUUUUGCACGAAAAAAUUCACAAUUUUAUCGAAAAAACAGUUAUAGGCCCCGAUCUAAUAGAUAAAAUAAAUAUUGGCGAGCUUGAUAAGAAUUAUUGUAUUUCUCUGAAAUACUUGUUAGACAAGAUAAAUUCGAUACAAAAUACAGAUAUUAAAAGAACAAAUGUUGGGAGGGAACUUAAUUUAUUAUAUAGGUCAUUGUUUAAUAUCGCCAUUAAUAGAAUCAGAUACAAAUUAACUUCUAUAUUUUCUAACAAUGAAUCAGUAUUCAUAAUUCUACAAACAGAUUAUUCAAAACCGAGUACAUAUUCUGAAUUAAUUAAAAUGAGUAAAAUAAUAAAGUUUUUAAUUUCAAAUACAACCGAGCUUGGUUUUUUUAGUGAGAAAUACAUUAGUUUUGCAGCAAAAUUAUUUUCAACAGUUAUUAAAGAGACAAAGAAACUUUGUGAGAAUAAAGAUGAAAUUGGUGUUUUAAUUACUUCUAAAGAUUAUGAUAAGUAUCAAUCAACAUUUUUUGAGAGAGAACAAAUUUUAAACAACUUUUAUUUGUUAAUUAACGAACCUAUGAAUGAAUCAUUUUUUUCAACUACAAAAAAGAUAUUAAGAAUAGAAGAAAUUUUUUUCGAAUCGCAGAAGAUGAUAUAUAAAGCAUUUAUAUCGAUAUAUGAACAUUCUAGACAACUAUUUGAUAAUUCUUUAAAAGAUGUCCUACAGAAAAUUUUUAGUAAUCAUUUAAUAGAGGUUAUGGAAUUGUUUCAAACUACAAUAUUAAAAACAUGUGAUACAACUGGAUUAUCAAUAUUAUAUAACAUCAUUUUAAGAUUUAAAUGUCUUUCCAAGUCAAAGUUAAGCGUCUUUGAAAAUGCCAUCGCAGAUUCAAAUGUAUUAUUUGAAUAUUAUAAAAUGCAAAAUAAAGCAGUUUACAGCUCGUUAGAAUCUUCAGCUAUUAAUCAUAUUUAUUCUUUAUCUUCUCUUUCAAACCGUGAUUUUAUCAAAUCAUGCGUUUCAGACAAAUUAUCACGUCUAAAUCCAAUUACUCGCAGAAUAUCAGAGCUGUUAAUGGUUAUAACUAAGUUAUUGGAUGAUCCAAAUAAUGAAAAAAUCAGGAAAUUAGUUAGCAGAAUUCAAUCAUCUAUAAUUAAUUGGCUAGUUUCAUCAAAUGAAUUUUUGCAGAAUGAAUAUAGUAUUGGACUUGAACAAGGUUGCAUAUUUAUCAUUAAUAAUGUAGACGCAAUAAUCUCAGUAUUACAAGGAAAAAAGGAAAUUUUACUAGAUGAUUUUCAACAUGUUUUCUGUGAAUAUACACAAAAAUAUAUUGAACAUCGUUUUAUUAAAGCAUAUUCUAACAUACAGAAAAUUAUCGAUUCGAAAUUUCGUUUGAAUGAAAUUAAUGUGCAAUAUAUUAAUGAAGUCCUUGAACAUUUUAAUAAAAGCUGGAAAAAAAAUAUCGAUAUUGAAUUUCAAACUAUAUUGACCUCUUUUUCAAACUUUCAUACAAGUGAAGAGAUAUUGAGGCUACUUGGAACUACAACGGCAAUGAAGUAUUCACAGUUGAUGAAUAUCAUAAAAAAUGAAUACAAAAUGAAUGAAUUAUUGGAAAAGAAUGAGGUAGAUAUUGAAGUGAUACUAGAUUAUAUUCAAAGCUGUUUAUAUCCUACUGGUGCAAGAAAUGGCUAG